Messenger RNA from Bipolaris oryzae ATCC 44560, 3858 nucleotides. RefSeq lists its product as uncharacterized. The transcript has 4 exons. Bases 1 to 3858 code for a protein of 1285 amino acids. Lineage: Eukaryota; Fungi; Ascomycota; Dothideomycetes; Pleosporales; Pleosporaceae. The record is from RefSeq and is a predicted model, not a curated record.
AUGCCGAGCUGGGGCAGGAAAGAAAGCUAUGAGGUCUCUUCAAAAGAGCAGAAGCAGAUCCUCGCCGAUAUCCAAUCCGGCUCUCAAAAGUUUAGCAGACGGCUCCUCCCAGCCCGAACAUUGAGCACAAAGAGGGACAGGAACGCUGAGCCUCUGGUACCCGUCACGGUCACUGCAGAAGGAAGCCAGCAAGAGGACCGCCGCGGACGCAAGUCGAUAAGCUCAACCCGACCCGGCAUCCCCAAGCGAACCAGCAGUAUGAAGAGAGCGUACAACUACUUCUUUGGCGCGGGCGCUCCAGUGCCCGCUCCCGUUGCUCCUCCAGUCACCACCACUGAGGCUACACCACCAAGCAAAGAAGAUGUGAGGACCUACGACAAUGGCGUAGAUACUCCGCCUGAGACGCCCCGCGAGGCGCCCAGACGGUUAAGUGAAGACGAGGCCGCGAUCCCCCACUAUCCAAUCUCCCUCCAUGCAAGAGGUUCUCCACUAAAUACACUACUUCCGAGCAACAUACUGACCUACGGCUCUCCCCCAUCAGCAGACUCUCCAUCACCUCCUUCACCAGAUGAUUCUGACAGCCUCGAGACACAAAUCUCGAAGCUGAAGAAGAAGCUUGCCCGUGCCGAAAAUGACCUCGACGAGGCACAGCGCAUUGCCGCCACACAAGACGAGCAUGUGCGAAGUCUAGAGGAGGAUCACAAGGAGCGCGAAAAGGAGUUUGAGUCGCGUGAGCAGACGCUGCAACAAGACAAGAAGGAACUCGAGGAGCACAUGGUCAGCGUUGUUGUACAGCAAGUACGCGAAGCCAAGGCCAAGGAGAGGAACACGGUCCGCGAAGAGUGCGAGACCGAGUUCAAGGCGAAGAUUGCCGACGUGAACCAGGAGGUUGAGACCCUCCGUGCCACCGUUUCCGAUCUCGAGAAGUCCAUUGAGUCAUACAAGGCAGAGAUUGAGAAGCUCAAGGCUCAGAUUGAUAGCCAGCAGCCAGCCACCGCCACUUCCGAGCCUGUUGAUAACUCGGCAGAGCUUGAGGCCAAGGAGGCUGAGCUUGCUUCUGUCAAGGCACAGUUGGAGGAGGCGACUGCCGCAAAGAGCAGCUCUGAGAAGGAGCUUGCUGAGGCUCUCGCCACCAUCGAGGAGCUCAAGAGCAAGAAUGCCGACACUGUCGCCAAGUCUGAGCUCGAUGCUCUUGCUUCCGACCGGGACGCUCAGAAGACAAAGGUUGAGGAGCUUGCCGCCGAGGUCGCCGUCUUGAGGUCAGAGCUCUCUGGGCUGGAGGAGCUCAAGUCAAAGCACGCUGAACUCGAAGCUGCACACAGCAAGCUCUCCGACGAGCUUGCUACCCGUGGUAGCCAGGACGCUGAUGCAGAGAAGGCUUCCAAGGCCGAGGCUGAAGGUCUUCGCAGUACCAUUGCUGAACUACAGGCUUCUCUUAAGGAGGCCAAGGACACCCUUGACCAAAAGGCUUCUGACCUGGAGGCUAAGACCAAGGAGCACGCUGCUGCCACCGAGCAGGUUGCGUCUCUUACCGAAUCUUCCAAAACCGAGGUCGACAGCUUGAAGACUGAGAUUAGCGAUUUGCAGGAGAAGCUCAAGUCUGCCGACUUGUCCAAGGGUGACUCUGAGGAGCUUGCCGAGAAGGUCUCUGCUCUCGAGAAGUCGUUGAAGGAAGUACAAGACAGCCUGGCCGCUAAGACAUCCGAACUUGAGGCAUCAUCAUCUUCUCUUGCUUCCGAGAAGGAGGCUGCGGUCAAGGCUGCUGAGGAGGCCAAGACCAACGUCGACUCCCUCACUGCUAAGAUUGCCGAACUCGAGGCUUCUCUCAAGGAAGCUCAGGAAAGCCUUUCCGCAAAGGAUGCUGAGCUUGAGACCGCCAAGGGUGAUGCAUCCAAGGCUAUCGGUUCUGCCAAGGAGGAGGUUGCUGGACUUCAGAGCACCGUUAGCAAGCUCGAGGCUGAGAUUGAGAGUGCUAAGGGUUCUUCCGACGAGCAGACCGCCGCUGCCAAGAAGGAGGCUGAGGAGCUUCGCGAGAAGGUUGAGAAGCUCGAGGCUGAGCUGAAGGCUGCGAAGGAGGAGACUAGCAAGGCCUCCGAGGCUUCUGCCACAAAGGUCACCGAGCUUGAGGGUUCGUUGAAGGAAGCCCAGGACAGCCUUGCCGCCAAGGAGUCUGAGCUGACUGCAGCGAAGGAAGAGGCAAGCAAGGCCGUUGAGUCAUCCAAGGGCGAUGCUGAGGGUCUCCAAGAGACCGUCUCUGACCUCGAGGCCUCGCUCAAGGAGGCCAAGGAUAGCUUGGCUGCUAAGGAAUCUGAACUCGAAGCCGCCAAGGGCGAGACUACUAAGGCUACCGAGUCUUCGAGCGCAAAGAUUGCUGAGUUGGAAGCGAGCCUGAAGGAGGCCCAAGAGAACCUCACCGCUCAAAAGGCCGAGUUGGAGUCCAAGUCCGCUGAUGCUGGCAAGGUUGCUGAGUUGGAAAAGGAGCUUGCCUCUGCAAAGGCUGACCUUGAGGCUGCUACCGCUGCAAAGGACAAGGAAAUCGCUUCUGCAAAGGCCGACCUCGAGGCUGCUACGACCGCAAAGGCUGAUCUCGAGACUGCUGCCUCCAAGAAGGACGAGGAACUUGCUUCCGCCAAGGCUGAUCUUGAAGCUGCCAUCGCUGCAAAGGAUAAGGAAAUCGCUUCUGCCAAGGCCGACCUCGAAGCUGCCACCGCCGCAAAGGAAGAGACGGACGAGGCCACCAAGGCUACCGAAUCAACCAAGCAGGAGACUGAGAACCUUCGUACCACCAUCAGCGAGCUAGAAGCAUCCCUAAAGGAGAAGACUAGCCAGCUUGAGGCUAAGGAGGCUGAGCACUCGGAAUCCGUCAAGGCCGCCGAAUCCUCCAGCAACGACAAGAUUGCCGCACUUGAGAAGGAACUUGCUGAGGCCAAGGCUGAAGCCAGCAAGGUUGCCGACCUUGAGGCUAAGCUUGCUGCUAAGGAGUCGGAGCACUCCGAGGCUCUCGAGGCUGCACAGUCAUCUGGCAACGAAAAGGUCUCUUCUCUUGAGAAGGAUCUCGCCGCCGCGGAGAAGGCAAAGGAGGCUGUGGAGGAGGAGCUCAAGGCAUCUAAGCAGGCUGAGGCCGAGGCCAAGGAGAGCGCUGCAAAGGCCUCCGAAGGUUCUUCCAAGGCAGAGGCUCUUGAGACGGAGAUUGCCGACCUCAAGGCAUCUGCUGAGAAAUCGACUACCGAGAAGAAUGAGCUGGAAGAGAAGAUCAAGGCCAACGACACCAAGAUUGCUGAGCUCGAAUCUGCCGUUGAGGCUGCCAAGGCCAAGGAGUCUGAACUCACUGCCCUUCAGGCUAAGCUUGACGAUUCCACCAAGGCCUCUGAGACUGCCACCAAGGACCUCGAAGCCGCACAGGCUGAAGCUGCCGAUGCCAAGAAGUCCCUCGAAUCUGUCCAGGCCACCCUGAAGGAGAACGAGGAGAAGACCACUGCUCUGCAAUCCGACUCGGAAGCCCUGAAGAAGGAGCACGACGAAGUCAAGGCUGAGCUAGCAUCUGUCAAGGAGCAACUCGAGAAAGCAAAGGCCGCCCAGGAGGAGCUCAAGACCGCCAGUGCUGAGGUUGUCGAGAAGGCCGAGGCUAAGGAAGCUGAGCCCGUCAAGGAAGAGGCACCCGUUGCCGCUGAUGACCCCGCUACUGACGACAUCAAGGAGACUGAAGUCGAAGUACCCUCAGAACCCGGUUCCCCCAAGGAACCUGAAACUCCCUCGACACCUAACCCAGAUGAUAAGGACGACGAUGGCGAGGCGACUGGCGAACAGACACCCGGCGGCUCCAAGAAGAAGAAGAACAAGAAGAAGGGCAAGAAAUAA